AACGACGACAUUUAGGAAAAUCCUAACCACCGAUACAGCAACACAACCAACAACCUUACGUGUACGUGCUUCUUUCUUGAGCUGAGGCAUGUGUGGCGAAACUGCGAAUCGAAAGCCGAAAACAUUUAUGGUAUAAUUUAAUUUAUUAUUAUUAUAGAGCGAGCGCACGCAAGUACGGACCGCUUUCACGUUCUCCAGGCGGACUGCCGAAUAAGCAGCAAAGUUAGUCAAUGAACAAAUAUAAAUUCAAAUAAAGAAAGCAAAUGUCAGUUUUAUUAUUUUCCCCAAAUGCUAAUUCUUUUUUUUUAAUAAAUCCUCCUUCAAAAGUUUCCUUCCUUUCCAUUUCUACAUUUAAUUCUUUUAAUAAUAAUUUAUGUAAACCUCCUCAUUUUAUACCACCGUUUCACCACCACCACCACCAUCUUCUUUACUCUCCGUAUCGUAAUCGUAGUUGUAAUCGUGCCUCCUCUGUUGUUCGCUUCUCUUCUCUCACAGAUAUGGAUGCCCCAGCUGUACAAAGUCUCUACCCAUUGCACCGUACUAAAAUUAUUCACCUGGUGAGGCAUGCACAGGGGAUUCACAAUGUAGAAGGCGAGAAAGAUCACAGUGCAUAUUUAUCUGAAUCACUUUUUGAUGCCCAUCUCACCCCUCUUGGUUGGCAGCAGGUUGAGAAUCUGCGCAAGCAUGUUAGAGCAAGUGGGCUUAAUAAGAGAAUUGAAUUGGUCAUUACUUCCCCUUUGUUAAGGACCAUGCAGACUGCAGUUGGAGUGUUUGGUGGUGAAGGGUACACUGAUGGCGUAGAGGCCCCUCCACUUAUGGUGGAAAAUGCAGGCAAAAGUAACCAUCCUGCAAUUUCAAGUCUAAACUGCCCUCCUUUUGCAGCAUCUGAGCUUUGUCGAGAACAUUUGGGAGUUCAUCCUUGUGACAGGAGAAGAAGCAUCAGCGAGUAUAAGCCUCUUUUCCCUGCGAUCGACUUUUCACUGAUUGAAAGUGAUGCUGACACUUUGUGGACGGCCAAUGUCAGAGAGGCGAAUGAACACGUUGCUGCUAGGGGGCAAAAGUUCUUGAACUGGUUGUGGACAAGGAAAGAGAAGGAGAUUGCUGUUGUGUCACACAGUGGAUUCUUGUAUCAUACAUUAAGAGUGUUUGGUAAUGAUUGUCAUCCAUCUGUGACGAGUGAAAUUUGCACACACUUUGCUAAUUGUGAGCUUCGAUCAAUGGUAAUUGUUGAUAAAGGUAUGAUGGGAUCGGACCCUGCAACCACUAACUAUCCUGGAAAAAUUCCUAGUGGCCGUGAUCUUCCAAGUGAUAUUGCAUAGGAGAAGCACCCAUAGCUCGUAGACUGAAGAAACUCAGUUCUUUUUUGCAGCAUCUCCAUCAAUUUUUUUCUUUAAAAUUGAUUUUUACCAGUAGUUACUUAAAUAAUCACCACAGAAGAACUAGAUCAUUGAAAAAAUUUGUGAGCUUCCUAGCUGUGUGUAGAAAAUUUGAGAUCUGUUUUCUCAAAGGAGACAAAAUAUUAUUACUUGAGGAGAUUUGUAGGCAUCGAUUCUUUUCAAAAUGAGGCUAAGGUUCAGUUAGCUUUAGCUGUUUGUGAUGGCUUCGAAUGGAUAUGAUAAUUAUAUGCAAUAAAUUAAUAAAUAUACAUAUUUGGAAUU
Ricinus communis (castor bean) is the source of this 1658-nucleotide messenger RNA. RefSeq names its product phosphoglycerate mutase-like protein 1. The record is from RefSeq and is a predicted model, not a curated record. The transcript has 10 exons. Gene Ontology annotation, cellular component: cytoplasm. Gene Ontology annotation, molecular function: phosphatase activity. Bases 264 to 1319 code for a protein of 351 amino acids. Lineage: Eukaryota; Viridiplantae; Streptophyta; Magnoliopsida; Malpighiales; Euphorbiaceae.